AGAAAAAAGUCCAAAAAGAGAGCGAAACUUUUAUUGAUUCAAUGCGCGCGCACUGCUUUGAUUUUCUGCAGGGAUAUCAUUUUUAAUUCUCGGGGAUACUAUUUGAAAAGUUAGAAAUCUUUUAGCAUACCGCAUCAGAGCAAUAGAGUGUCCUUAAAUAUUUUGUUUGCCCAAUACAAGAAUUUAUUCGCAAAACUAAAAAAAAACUAAAGUUAAACAAAAUAAUAAACAAAAAUAUUUAAUUUUAUUUAAAAACAAAAAUAAUGGAAAAGAAUAUAAUUUUAAUUCAAACUUAACUCCAUUAUAAUGUGUGUGGUUUUGCAAAUUUUAAUUUGAACAGAAAAAAAAAGGAUAACACAUCCUUUUUGAAAGGAUUCUUCCUCCUUCCGCAUAUAAUUUUUUUUUUUUACCUAUUUAAAACGUUUUCGCGAACAAAGAUUGUGAUUUCCAUAUCGAUUGUGUGCUGAGAAAAAAUUUCAAUGUAGUCCUUGAUUUAUAAUAAUAUCCUUUUAUCAGAAUCCUGUAUUCUUAAUUUUUGCAAAUGCAUAUAAAAACCAUUGUGUCUUUAAUUUAACAAAAAACUUAAAAACUCAAUAAGAAUGGAAAAUAAUAAUUUUUAUAAAUUAAAGUGAUUGAUUCAGCAAAUUGUGAUACAUAUACAUCCCCACACACACAUACACACUCACAUAUAAAUUACAUACAACACUAUUCGUUGCAUAACCUAGAAAAAAAAAUAAAAUUUACAUGAAUCAUAAAGCGUAGUAUACAUUGUUACAAAAAAAAAAAAAAACAGAAGAAAAAAUGUUUCUCCACCGGAAAGAUUCCUAAAAAAUAAACCACGGCCGUCCUAUAGUGAAUUUUUGUAAAAUUAGAAGAAAAAAAAAUUCAAACCAAAAAAACUUUUUUUUUUAAUCAAUUCAGCACAUUGUAAGCAGUUAUUCAGCAGCUUUCAAACUCACACCAUUUAACAACAACAAACUGAAGAAUUGAUUUCGAAGGACAACGAGUGUGUGCCUGGUGCGUGUGUGUGUGUGUGUGUGUAGGCUAAGCGGAUAUGGGUAAGAAAAAGGUACCCAGCGAGGAUCUAAUUGUCCCACCGCAGGACAAUCGCAUAUGUGGCACAAUAUGCAUUUGCCAAAUGACUUUGGUCCUAAGCUCUGUCGCAUUGGUCUAUUUGACUGUUGCCAUUUAUAUGCCAUCGACAAGAGCUUUCAAGAGCGGAAUUGACACCACCCCGGUCAUGUGCACAACAACACGUGCUGUCAACAAGGACAACUGUGAAUGGGGCUCGUGCGGAGAAUGGUGUUUGAGUAAAACAUCUGGCGCCUGCAUUCAGAUUUAUGUCAAUUUGCGAAACAAUGGCACCAAUUUAACAUUUCAAAAUUGCACCAAUUCAGCAAAUAAAACUUGCUAUGGCAUCGAUCAGGAGCGUGCUGACAAGGCGCGUUGCAUUAAUGAUGAAUGUAAAAAUUUGACUGGAACAUUCAAUUGUACAGCUGGACAGUGCCUCAAUAUAACUGAUGCCUUUGAAUGUGUGUUCAAGAAUAGUGACCAACCGUUGAAGUGUUCAGGACGUAGGGGCAAAAUCAAUUGCAUGGAUAUAAGUGGAUUGUUUUCGUGUAUUCGUGGGACAUGUCGGAAAAUACGGACCCCGUACAAUUGUGAUCGGAGGUGUGUUGAUAUUCCAACUAGAAACAAAAAUGUGGUGAUAUUAAGUGGAGAUAAGGUGUACCUGUCGCAGUGUCAGAAUGCGAUAAAUUCCGAAACGGAAGAGGAAGUGUGGAACGAAUCGGCGGAUAACGUAGUAAUGGCAUCGUGUUACUUUAUCAAAAACACCUCGGACAAAGUUGAAGCGGUGGAUUGUAUAAAUGGCUCGGUGCUAGAGAAUAAUAUGCUGACGGAUUUGACGAAUUUCACAUAUCUCAGCUAUUUGCAUGUGGCUGUGUCGUCGCCGAUUGCUGAGAUUGCCCCACCCGACGUUGAUUUGACUAUAUCGAACGAGUCUCGUUUGAUGAUUAAUUUGGAGGGCUGUGUGAAUACCCUACAGGAUGAAUGCCGUGAUUUCUUGAAGGAUUUCGGUCGUGAUGGUAGCGAUCAUAAUGCUCGAGCCCGUUUCCCAUGCUUUUAUGCCCCAACCAAGAAGGAAAUCGUUGUGGCACGUUUCGAUUUGGAAGUGACGUAUCAACAGUUUGUCAUUGCCUCGACUGUACCCACCGUAUUAUUUGUGGUUUCGUGCAUUAUUUUGAUUCUAUGUCAAAAAACUGUCUAUGUUGGGGAUGAUGCGAAAAUGCGGUUCAAAGGAUGUGUCGAUACGGAUACGAUUUUGGCCAAGAAUAAUAUGGGUUCGCAAAGCAAUUUGGGUGAUACUGGCGGAGGAGGAGGCGAUGAGGUUAUGGCACUAUGAGAUCCGUCACUUGGAGCGGAAUUUCAUUGAAAAAAAAGUUGUAUUGAGCAUUCCUCUACUUCAAGAAGAUAGCCCUGUUCACCAGCCUGGAGUUUUUGCAUUACAGUAAACAAAUUACUUAAUUAAUUUGUGCUUAGAAAAAAAAAUCUCUUUAUGAAAAAAAUCUUUUAAAUUUUUUUAAAUUUAGUUUUAAUUUCUCUCACACACACUUUAUUCUGUUUGUAAACUCUACACCACCUUUCUGUGUUUUCGUUUUUUUUUUCAAAAUACUUUUGUUCUUAAUUUCAAUACAAAAGUGUAAAUAAUUGCAUAUAUAUAUUUCAAAGACAAUAUUAGUAAUAAUAUUUUUUCUAGUUACAAAAACCAAACAAAAAAAAAAUUAAUUUCUUAGGUAAAAAAAUAAAUUUCAAUUAAGCCAUCAAAACACUUAAGUAAAAGAAAACAAAAAAAGUUAUAUAACACAAAAAACACUUAAAGCUAAAAACAUUUUAAAUAUUUAUUAUUAAAUUCUUCCAAAAAGUUCAUUAAAUUAAAUAUUUUGUUUUUACUCUCAAAGUGUUCAUUUUUUAAUUCAUUAGUUUAGUUUUAUUUUUAAAAGAACAAUGUAAAAGGCCAAUCGUUUUGGAGGGAUGCGUGAUAAAAAUUAACUAAAAAAAAAAAUUAAAAUAAAUAAAAAAAAAAAAAAAUUAAAAUUUAGAAAAUUGUACGAUAUACGAAAUCAUAAAAUACAUAUAUAUGCAGUUCAAACAAAAAACAUUGUAAAAAGAAAAGAUAAAGCAAAAAAAAAAUACAAAAAAAAUUUUAAAUAUUUAUCUAAUAUUUCGGAAAAAAAAAUAAAAAUAAAACAAAAUUAUAAAAUAUAAAAAAAAAUAUAUUAUAUUUAUCAAGCAUAUUUCGCAUAAAAUAUGACAAAACUAUAACAAAAAAAAAAUACAGCAGAAGAAAGUAGAAAAAAAAAUAAUUUUUCUGAUAAUUUUCAAGUCAAUUUAAUUUUUAAUUAAGUUUUAUUUUUAUUUUGUAAUUAUUAUUUAAUUUUUGUCGGAAACGAAAUUCAUAUCGAAAAUAUUAUAUCGCAAAAUUGAAAUCGCAUGUACUAAAGCAAAAAAAAAAAAAAAAAACACAACUAAAA
Molecule: messenger RNA, 3533 nt
Organism: Episyrphus balteatus (marmalade hoverfly)
Lineage: Eukaryota; Metazoa; Arthropoda; Insecta; Diptera; Syrphidae
Gene: Teh3
Exons: 3
Coding region: 1055-2404 (449 amino acids)
Biological process (GO): regulation of sodium ion transport
Molecular function (GO): sodium channel regulator activity
Source: RefSeq, a predicted model, not a curated record